UAUGUGGCACUCGUACGUCUUUAGAACUGCGCUGCAACUGUCUGGUAGUUUUGCUGCAACACGUCGAGAAUAUUUAAGUUCGUUGUAAUGCACGAGAGCACGUUAGUAAGGUCUCACAGAUCCACUUAGAAGGGCGUUAGCAGCGGCGAGCAACAAAAUUGAACGGAAUUCGAAGCGGAAAUUAACUAAAGAAAACUUGGAAAGGAAAAAGCUUAACAAAACUACAAACACAAUCACACAAAUUUGGCUCGAAAUAUCAAACUUGCUGCCCCGCUUAUUAGAAAAAGUGUCGUUGUGCCCUUAAAACUUAUUAAGCAAAUGCACAUUUGUCAGACAGAUUGGUGUCAAUGCUGAGUCCCUCGACCACCGAUACCAAGCUGAAGCUACUGAAGUCCUUGCGCUUGUCUAAAAAUCUCGCUGUUAGUAAAGGUUCGCGCACCGGCAAUACCGCCAACAAUUUAGAACUCAAAGUUCUAACACAACUCCAACACGUACCGUGAACACGUACUUGGCCUCGUCGGAAACUGUGAACAAAAGUGCAAAACUUCAGUAGACUUCAUACGAAUUGGCUAUUUGAUUUUUAGUUCAAAACAAAAGAAGAAGAAGAAUAUACAAGUUAUUUUUUUUAAUUUUUUCGUCCACUUUCAUCCCACACAAUAUGGUUUACACCGAACGUACGGAUCGUUAUAUUGCGCCAAAAGAUCAGACCAAUAACAAUGCAGCGACUGGUAAGGCUUCUGAUGGCACCAACAAAUAUUCGACCCAGCGCUCCUCCAGCAGUUCGAGUAGCACCAGCAAUUCGAGUUGGGAGAGUAAAAAAUCAACGUCUGAGGAUAAAUGGAAGUACAAUAAUAUGGUACGCAAUGAACGUGAAAAAUUCAAUAGCUUACAUUUUUGCUAAGUUCCGAGUCGUACUGAGCGAAUGUCCAUCUUAUCAGCGCCUUAUAACUCCUGCGCCCACACCCCAUCCACCACACCCAUCCCCACCUUUAGUUUAGUUAUUUGAAUUUUUUUUUUAAAGCUAAGUUGUUGAUCUUCAAGUGAGAACCUUGCUAUUGUGAUCCAUAAUGUAGUUAUAAGUUCAAACAAUUUUAUAUAUCUGGAAAAGAAAUAAAAUGCAGUUUGUAGUUAAAGAAAUAACCA
Ceratitis capitata (Mediterranean fruit fly) is the source of this 1143-nucleotide messenger RNA. RefSeq lists its product as uncharacterized. Lineage: Eukaryota; Metazoa; Arthropoda; Insecta; Diptera; Tephritidae. The transcript has 2 exons. The coding region runs from base 659 to 901 and encodes 80 amino acids. The record is from RefSeq and is a predicted model, not a curated record.